Haliotis rufescens (red abalone) is the source of this 539-nucleotide messenger RNA. RefSeq names its product ovomucoid-like. The transcript is spliced from 4 exons. NCBI's taxonomy places the organism in Eukaryota, Metazoa, Mollusca, Gastropoda, Lepetellida, Haliotidae. The record is from RefSeq and is a predicted model, not a curated record. Gene Ontology annotation, molecular function: protein binding. The coding region runs from base 1 to 531 and encodes 176 amino acids.
AUGGGGGCCGUGGUUAGUUGUUGCAGCCUCUUAUUUGGAAUCGGCUGUAACUCAAACUGUUUGUUUUUCGGAUACCAUCCGAAAUGCGGCAGUGACGGAAACACCUACAGAAAUGAGUGUUUCCUGAAGGAAACUGUCUGUAAAGGCAGGUAUGUUCACGAAGCAUAUGAUGGCGCAUGUCACAAUGGCGGACAACACACCAAAUCCACAGAACACCCUGACCACUCUCGAGUACCGUUGACCCAGCAACCACCAUCCUUGACCUCCAUACUGACCACCAGUGACCCAUCUGUGACCCCCUCUUCAGCCAAAGUGACCUUAACUCCUACGUCCGUAUAUACCACAGAAGCAGUGGCUAAUAAUGAACAAAUCCUCGAGUUCUUCUGCAUCCUAUUGUCAAGAGAGGAUUGUGUACCUGAACUGGACGAGAUUUGUGCCACUGAUGGAUACACCUACCGGAACUACUGUGAGUUCCAGAAGUCCAAGUGCAUGCACAAACAGUUGAAGGUGAACAACUUUGGACGCUGUUAAACUCAAUG